UUUACUUGUUGGUACCAAUACAGAGAAAAGACUUGAUUUCGAAAAGGAGAAACGAAAAGACGGUAAGAAAAGUAUACACGAUUACCCAAUUUCUACAGAAGAUGGUAUCCAAUUUGCCAAGGAAAUCAAGGCGAUAAAAUAUUUGGAAUGCUCGCACUUGGAUUUGAACAGCAUUGAAAGGGUUUUUGAUUGUAUUUAUGAAUGGGGAUACAACAAGUACAUAAAAAAUAAGAAAUAA
Molecule: messenger RNA, 238 nt
Organism: Entamoeba invadens IP1
Lineage: Eukaryota; Evosea; Mastigamoebida; Endamoebidae
Exons: 1
Source: RefSeq, a predicted model, not a curated record